Messenger RNA from Penicillium egyptiacum, 879 nucleotides. The record is from the annotation of a GenBank genome assembly. NCBI's taxonomy places the organism in Eukaryota, Fungi, Ascomycota, Eurotiomycetes, Eurotiales, Aspergillaceae.
AUGGCUUCCACUGUUGAACUGGCAUCCUCCUUCAUCGAGGGUGCCCCGCCCGGAGAGCUCGCAGAUGUCGUCGCCGAUGUGCAAGCCUUGACUGAAGGGGAGGAUAUCAUUCCCUCCCUUCUGCCCGCGUUCAAACGGUACAACGAGGCGCAGCUCGCAGCGGUGAAAUUGCCGGGAUCAAGUCAGGAGGUGGGUUUUGCUCGGGAGUGGUCUAUGUCUGCGGUGAAGCUGACUUUUGCUGGGAAGGUCAUUGUUAGUGGGUUUAACGAGCUCGAAGACAACCGCUACUUCGACCCGGAGAGCCAAAUCUCGUUCGAAGUCGACCACACCACACAGACUGCCUCUGCGGCACAAUCAUAUGCGUUAGAGUCAGAUCAUGCGGACUUGAUCAAAUCGCUGCUCAAAUCAUUCGGUGUUCAUGCCCGUGAACACUACCCCAACUGCUCAUAUGGUGUCUACCCUAUUGAGAAUGACACUGUCAUCGCCAUCGUCUUGGUGGCCAACCGAUACUCCCCCAACAACUUCUGGAACGGUCGUUUCCGCGCGAUCUACCAACUUCCUGUCUCCUCCUCGUCCUCUACCCUGACUGGCAAUAUCCACGUUGACGUGCACUACUACGAAGAUGGCAACGUGGCCCUUAACACUACUAAGCCUGUCAACAUUUCCAUCGCCUCCGUAUCCGCCGAGUCGAUUGUCUCGCGGAUUGCUGCUGCGGAACGCGAUUAUCAGGAAGCGCUGAACCGGGCUUUCGUCCAGACAUCCGAGGGCGUGUUCAAGGGUCUCCGGAGACAGCUUCCCAUUACGCGACAGAAAGUGGAGUGGGAGAAGGUCGGUGGAUAUCGCCUGGGCCAAGAUAUCUCGGGCGGCAAAGGACGGUAG